This is a messenger RNA of Opisthorchis viverrini, 284 nucleotides long. RefSeq lists its product as hypothetical. The annotation marks the transcript as partial. The transcript is spliced from 2 exons. The record is from RefSeq and is a predicted model, not a curated record. Lineage: Eukaryota; Metazoa; Platyhelminthes; Trematoda; Opisthorchiida; Opisthorchiidae.
GCUGGCGUAGUGCGCGCGUCCUUCAAAUAGGUGGCUAUAAAAUGCUGAGACUCCUAAGCACUGCCCCACUACUUCAGGCUUCAAAGAGGAACUUCCAAUUACACUUUCAUGAAGCGACAAUUGCACCGAAGCGAACACGCAUGUUUUUAUUUCUGGUGACUGCCGUUGCGCUGCCUUCCAAUGUCUGGGCGUUCUUUUUCGUUUUUCGGCGAGAACAUGAGCGUAAAGAGCGCGAGAAGAUCGAGGGUCCAAGCUAUGUUCGAAAGAUGCCAAGAUACAUUAAG